Pseudopipra pipra is the source of this 5238-nucleotide messenger RNA. It is a transcript of the gene AHRR, whose product is annotated as aryl hydrocarbon receptor repressor. The transcript has 11 exons. The record is from RefSeq and is a predicted model, not a curated record. Gene Ontology annotation, molecular function: protein dimerization activity; nuclear receptor activity; transcription cis-regulatory region binding. Lineage: Eukaryota; Metazoa; Chordata; Aves; Passeriformes; Pipridae. Gene Ontology annotation, cellular component: aryl hydrocarbon receptor complex; nucleus. Gene Ontology annotation, biological process: xenobiotic metabolic process; response to xenobiotic stimulus; regulation of transcription by RNA polymerase II. Bases 466 to 2745 code for a protein of 759 amino acids.
UCCGCGGUGGCGCGGGCAGGUGAACCGCACCGCGGGGAGCGGGGUCCCGGCUCAGCCCCCGCCAUCACUCGCCGGAGCGGCGGAGAGCACCGGCGGGGACGGGCGCUGAUCGCCGCGGUCCCGUCCGGCCGAUCCCGGUGUUCCCGUGCCCGCCGCCCGCCCCGGGCUCCGGUGCCGCCGGUGCCGCCGCCGCAGCGCCCUCUGCCGCCGGCGGGGGGAGGCGGCGGGCCGGGAUCGCGUGCGAGCGGGCAGCCGGCGGCUCGCCCUGUCCCUCGGCCGCCCGCCCGCCACCUGGAUCACGAGGGAAGCGGCGCCCGAGCAUCCUCCCCACCCCCGGCGCCCUCCGGCCCGUUCCCGCCGCCCGUUCCCGCACCUCCGCCCUGCGCCGCGGUCGGGGGCUUCUCCUCCUCGCCCGCAGAAACUUUGCACCUUCGGGUCGUGGAGGGGACCGUGGGUGUCAGAACAAUGAUUCCUCCAGGGGAAUGCCUAUAUGCUGGGAGAAAAAGGAGGAAACCCAUUCAGAAACAAAGGCCUGCAGUCGGGAAUGAAAAAUCGAAUCCUUCGAAGAGACACAGGGACCGUCUGAAUGCGGAACUGGACCAUCUGGCCAGCCUCCUGCCUUUUCCACCUGACAUUGUAUCAAAGCUGGACAAACUUUCCGUCUUGCGCCUUAGUGUCAGCUAUCUCCGAGUCAAAAGUUUCUUUCAAGCCAUUCAAGAAAAGCACUUUAAGAAGCAAGUGGGCCAAACAAUAAAAGAAGACAAUAUAUCUAACAAGACUGCUGUACAAGAAGGUGGACUUCUACUAGAAUCACUGAAUGGUUUUGCACUGGUGGUGAGUGCAGAUGGAAUGAUAUUUUAUGCGUCAUCUACAAUUGUGGACUAUCUAGGGUUUCAUCAGACUGAUGUAAUGCACCAAAAUAUAUAUGAUUACAUUCACGUGGAUGAUCGCCAGGAUUUCUGUAGACAACUGCACUGGGCCAUGAAUCCUCCCCAGAUGUUGUCUGGACAGCAACUACCAACAGAAACAGGAGAAGAAUAUAUUCUCAGUAAAUUGUUUAAAGCACAAGAGAAUGACAGCAUGACAACAGAUUAUUCUUCCUUCCUAACUCGCUGUUUCAUCUGUCGAGUUCGCUGCUUGUUGGACAGUACUUCUGGAUUCCUUACAAUGCAGUUCCAAGGCAAACUAAAGUUUCUCUUUGGACAAAGGAAAAAGUCCUCAUCAGGAACAGUAUUGCCACCUCAGCUGUCGUUAUUCUGCAUAGUGGUACCACUUCUGCUCCCUUCUGUGACAGAGAUGAAGAUGAAAAGCCUACUUGUGAAAGCAAAACACAAAGUUGAUGAUGCAACAGCAGCAAACACAAACUCCAGUUCAAAAGGCAGUUCAGGGCUGUGUGAAGCAACAGAAUUGUAUGGAAGGAACAGUCACCAUGAAGGUGCCACUUUCACUAAUGCGUUACAGAUUGCUGAAAACCAAAUCAAAGCAAAGAAUAAUGGAGAAAAUGGCAUUUCUCUAGUCAAAGUACAAACAAAUGAAGAUCACUGGGUCUGGGUUCAAGCUAACACUCAACUUCUGUAUCGAAGUGGUUGUUCAGAAUAUGUCCUUGCCCAACAGCAAAUGUUAAAGGAAGAAGACGAACAACUGAAGAUAUUAAGUGGUUUUGCCAGUUUGAAAGGAAACCUGGAGGGUCUUUCCCGUAACAGUGCCAUUGAAACUCUGGGCCAGUGGAAGCAUCUUAACUGGACAGCAGUAAAAAAUGAACAAGAUAAUGUAAAAGUGAAGUUUGAACCCCAUACUAACGGUGAGUGUUUUAUGCAAGAGGAACCUCUCAGUUCUAACACUUCAGUUUUAGGCAUCCAAAACAACUGCACCACAAACAGCAGCUGGAAUUUAAGAAACUCUACCUCUUGUUCUAUGAACCAGCGAAUGAACACGUGUUCAAACAGGAGAGCUGGAUCAUUCUACAACAGAGACCAAAAUUUCUUAAAUUUGGCAUCAACUUGUCCUUCCCACUGGGGAAGUGUAGAAAACAGCCCAUCUUACCCGGGUGUCCAGCAGCGUUGUGCAGAGAACUAUGUGACAGACCAUCUGAAACUGCAGAGACCGUUAAUAUCCUCAGAGUCUCUCUAUGACACAGCCGUUCCCUUGGAGAUGCCUAUCAAAAUGGAAUAUGAUUCUGAUUCUGAAAACAUUGCUGAUAACUACCUGAUGUCACAAAACCGAGCGUGGCUGGAUGAGAAUGGCUCGGUGAGAAAGCAGGCAUAUAGCUACCCCAGUAGAGUGCACCUCAAAAUGGAACCGGACCUCUGUGAGCCAGCCUUGCCUUGUCAGAAGCCAAGGCACUGCCUUUACACGCCACACAAUUGGCAGUGCAUCGUAGCAAAUCAUCCAAACAACCUAAACUUGAACAGAUCUUGCAAGGGUUCACGUAACAAGGAGGUGACCCCAUUUUGCCCUCAGAACUCCUCCAUGUGUCUGGAAAGCAUGCCCGACUUGCCACACGCAGCUUGCUAUGGCCAUUUCUACAGCCCCAGCCCAGGGGAGGAGAAAGAGCAGAAUAAUGAGGUGUUCAAAAUGCCGUGUGAAUUUAAAAACCCUUGCUUGGUUCAAGCAAUCAAGCGUGAGCCCCUGGAUUCUCCACCGUUGUCCAACAGUGGACAGAACAGAGUACAUGUGAGCUUCCCUGAAAAUACAUUAGCAGGUCCUGUGCCUCAUAAAACCACUGAAUGUACAUUUUUGCAAUAGAUUUUAUAACAUUUGAAAUAUUUAUAAUGUUAAAAGCAAGAAGUUGUAGAUUCUCUUCCAGUUGGGUUAAGAGUUACUAAAAUUAAAAGCCAAUGGAAAGAUUUUGAAAGUGUGUGUGCACCUGUGUGUGAGAAAAAAAGACACAGAUACACACAUCCUACCCCUGCUACCGCCCUUCUCUUAGUGAUCCUUGGAAAGAGAAAAGAAAGACAAAACCUCAGGCAGAGAAAAAUAAUCAUUACUUGCUGCACAGAUAUAUCUGAUAAUUUGUCUUUAUCAUCUUUCCUCUCUUGUCUACAGUGCAUUAUGAAGGUCUAGAAAUUUCUGUUUUCUGCUUUUGUCCUGUUUGUUUUUCUCAAGCUGAUGUGAUGCCUCUGUGCAAAUCAAAGAUGUUUAUGGUCUUCAGUGUGGCCAGUUUAGCUUAGGAGCUUUUGCUUUUUAAUGUUUUUUUUCUACUCUAAUAAGAAAGAUCAGCUACUCCUUCAUCUCAACACUGAAUUGAUGGCAAGGGCUUCCCAACAAAGGACCGUAUUAAAAAAACUGACUUUCAUAAAAUGCAUUAGAAAUUAUUUCUUUUCAAACUGAAGUUAUUACUGAGUUUUCUUGAUAAUAUUAAUGUUUUAGAAUCCAUAUUUUUCCAUUUUAAAGUAAUCAGACUUUCAUGUUGCUAUCUGAAAAACUGAACAAUGGGAUGUAAUCCACUUCUUUAAAUGAGUUACAAAAUGUUGUUAAAUGUACUUGAAAACAAAGUAUUUCUCCAACUGUUUCCCUUGUUUUUACUUGUAAAAUUAACAAAGGAAAUGCACUUUUUUAUUUGAUAGUAUCUAUUCGACUGGUAGCAGUUUGUUAGACAUCAUCUACAUCAAAACUGAAUCCCAUACUAAGAUUAUUUUCAAAAGCAUCCUAGUUUCAAUCCCAAAAGAAAAUCUUAAUCUCACUGAGGGCUAACUGGUGGAUGGAUACCUUUCAAAAGCACUUUGGUGCACUUUAGUGCUUUUGACAACAGAGUGUAUACUUUUCUUUGAACCCAUGUAGUAAUGUAUUUCCAAAACAAAAAAAAAAAAUCUACAACUUAUAUUUUGGGGUUUGUUGUUGUUGUCGUAGUUUGACUCCUGCACUAACUUUUGUUUUAAAAUUGCACUAUUUCAACUUUAUAUCAACUUCACCUGUAUAAAGACUACAUCAUUUAAAAAAUGCUUACAUGUAUAUGUGCUUUUUGAAAGAAGCCCUAUAAUGAAUGUUUUCUUUUUCAAAGUGUUAUAAAUAAUUAUAAUGUCUUCAUUUCUAUAUCUAUUAGUCACUAAGGGUGUGGCCAGAAGAGUGGCAUAAAAUUCUCCAAAAUGCUAUAAAUCUGUGGUAUAAGUGUAGUCUUCAGGUAGUGCGAUGGUUCUGCACCUAGGAGGCUGCUCUUCCCCAAGACUGUCUUUUCUGAUAGAAAUUUACUGCCUGUACUUUAGAGUUGGCAUAUAUAAAGAUACAUAUUCUCUGCACGUAAGCUAAGUGCUUAUGAACAGUUUGAUCAGAAGUGCUGCACUUUGCACUGAAGUGGAACUUCCUGAUGACUGUCCUGCACAAGGCAGUAUCCUAGCAGAAAGCAAGACUGGACAGUAAAGAGGGCAACAACAUCUUAUUGUAGCUCAAGUUAAAUCUGUCAUAGUCCAGCUGACCAUAUCCAAGCCAUGAGAAUAUUAGCUUUUUUGCGUUGGAGGUAAAUCAGUUCCCUAUUGGCUAUGUGCUGCCUCUUAUUUGAGACAGUCUUGAUCCUUGCCUUAGUACUCCCACCAGUGGUGCAAUGUAACAUCAGAACCCAUUCUGAAGCUGGACUGCAGUGGUGGAAUUUACACCACUCCAGUGCAUUACUGUUCACAUCACAGAAACCCAAGCCAAAUUGCAAAAGUACCUGUGGGGGAGAAAACUGGUUACUAAUGAAGAGUGAGACUGCCAUAAAUCAGCAUUGCUGCACAACCUCUGCCUCAUUGAUUCACUAUCUACGUAAUUAUGACCAUCUGUUCUUUUAGACUCUCAGAGUUGCUCUCAUAGUCCUUUGCUUGGCAUGCAGCAGUGGCACUGCUUAUGUCCUGGUGCCAGACACUCUGCUGUGGUCUCAUAGCUGCUGGUAGGGUUGUGCUAUGAACCAUGUAAUAUUCCCCAGUCCAGCUCUUUAUGCAGCUGUCUGGCAGAAAUGAGAUAAUGGGGAGACAGGGUAGUGUGGGAAUAGAUGACUGGGGGCAAGUGGAGGACACUUCUGCAUGACCGCUGAAAAGCUCCUUAUUUAAUUCCACAUGUGGAAUCACUGUCACGCUCUCCUGAAUGAGACUACCUGGGCUUUGUUUCACACUACCUUGAACCUUCUCUCGUCAUUUACAUUGAUGAAACAUGACUGUAGAACACUAUUACCUUCAUCUGGACAUGCUGGCACCAUUUUGCAUGAUGGGAGUGGUUACACCAGGUGCAAUUCUGUAGAGGACUGUGCCACUGAAUUACUUGUCUCUG